This is a messenger RNA of Phoenix dactylifera (date palm), 1409 nucleotides long. Its product is annotated as KH domain-containing protein At1g09660/At1g09670-like. Gene Ontology annotation, molecular function: mRNA binding. Gene Ontology annotation, biological process: regulation of mRNA splicing, via spliceosome. Gene Ontology annotation, cellular component: nucleus. The record is from RefSeq and is a predicted model, not a curated record. Lineage: Eukaryota; Viridiplantae; Streptophyta; Magnoliopsida; Arecales; Arecaceae.
UUCUUCCCUGGAUUUCCAUCUCAGCCGACUCUUCCCUUCCGCCGCUUCCUUCUUUGCUUCCAACCGGCUGCUGAAAAGCCAUAGCCAUAGGAGAGGCAUGGAUGACAGGAUCCCUCCCAGCAACACUUACUUCCACUACUUCCCUUCAGGGAUCCCUCCCAACUCCUCUCCCCACCACCACCCCAUCCGCCCUCCCCCUCCCCCAACCCCUCUGGAUAGAGAAAGGUCUCCAUGUCAGCUGUCUUUAGACUUAUAUUUAGCUGAGCUGAUGGCUGAGAGACAGAAAUUGGUACCUUUCAUGCGAGUACUUCCCUUUUGUAGCAGGAUUCUAAACCAAGAAAUUUUUAGAGCAUCAGUUUUGGCACCUAACCAAAACUUCGUUACUGAGAGAAUGGAGCAUGGCAGUCCAUUGAGGAUAGCUGGCCACACUACCAAAGGUGGAUCAAUGGAUCUGGACGGAUGGUCAGCAAUGCAAGUAGAGGAAAACGGUUGGAAUGGGGCCUUUCAUGCAUCAGCGGUGGGUUGGAAUGGGGCUCCUGGAGUUGCUACCAGCCCUGUUGUAAAGAAAGUUGUGAGAUUAGAUGUUCCUGUUAACAAGUUUCCUAAUUACAACUUUGUUGGCCGUUUGUUGGGACCACGUGGUAACUCUUUGAAAAGGGUUGAAGCUACGACGCAAUGCAGAGUUUACAUAAGAGGUCAAGGUUCAGUCAAAGAUACUCUCAAGGAAGAGAAGCUAAGGGAUACACCUGGAUAUGACCACCUUAGUGAGCCAUUGCAUGUGCUUGUGGAGGCCGAGUUUCCAGCAGAUGUGGUUGAUGCCCGAUUGAGCCAAGCUGUGGGGAUUUUGGAAGAUCUUUUGAAGCCAGUGGAUGAGUCCAAAGAUUACUACAAGAAGCAACAGUUGAGGGAAUUGGCCCUGCUGAAUGGUACCCUAAGAGAAGAGAGCCCUCAGAUGAGCCCCAGUGUGUCGCCAUUUAACAGCACAGGAAUGAAACGAGCAAAAACACGACAAUAGACCAAAGUCAUAGGAGUUGAUUCUUAACCUCUAAACUAGCUCAGUUUUACCUAAUGGGAGAGUGCCAGUCUCACCUUUGCAUAAUCUACAUUAUUCUUAAUGAUGAAUAUCGGGACAUUGUGAGAAAGGAAUGCAUCUAUCAUUGGUACACCAAGAUGUGUCCUUUGAUCUCGAUGUUUCUUGCUUCCUUGUUAUAAAUACCUGAAUGUCACUCCUAGUUUGCUCAUCGUCUGUGUAUUGUGUAACCUUAUCAUAAUGUUCUGUGUGAUAUCAUGUGCAUGGGACUGCAUUAUACGAAUUUCACAUGAUAAGAUGUUAGAUAAUAUGACCUCUGUAGUUAGCCUAAGUUAUGUACUUGACACAGCUUUUACCUUGUGAUCCAUAUUCUCUUUAA